Molecule: messenger RNA, 849 nt
Organism: Protopolystoma xenopodis
Lineage: Eukaryota; Metazoa; Platyhelminthes; Monogenea; Polystomatidea; Polystomatidae
Source: the annotation of a GenBank genome assembly
AUGAUCCAGCCUUCCCAACGGAUAAGUAGCAAAAAGCCCAAGAAACAGAAACCGAGUAUAGAGGAUAUUCCGCUGCCUGCUCUAUGUGUAGAUGCAUCUUCGAUACCUCUCCCUCCUCCAAUAGACAGAAAUUCUACAAGCACCACUGUAGCCUCUAUUGUGCCUCCUCCCCCACCGCCUCCACCUCCGCCACCACCUUCCUCAGAGCCCCCAUUAAUCAUCGGCGCGGAUCAGUCAUCCGGAGGGGCACUCAAAUUUAGCCUUAAAAUAAAUGCCUCUAAGCCAUUGUCUGGCCAAGAUGGUCAAUCAGAAAAAACGGGGGUUUUUGAAUCCGGAAGUGAUUCCAAAAUGGAUGAACCCAAAUCAAUGCCUAAACUCCAGGCUAUGAUGAAGCGAUACAAACCAACUAUCCUUCCAACCGGAGUAAUCCCUAGCAAAAAUAAGGCUCCAGAGUCUGAAACCAAAACAGAGCUUUUCAAACCAUCCAAAGAGGAUGAAAAUGAGGUUAAGGCAGAGGCAGAAGCAGCUGAAAUCUUAUCUAAUUCCUUGCCGCUUCUAGGUAAUCCAGUCGUUCAAUCUAUUUCCAGCGCUCCAGCUUUGGAGCCGGCUUCGAAUACUGCAGAUGAAGCUCUCAAUAAUGCCCUAAGAGAGGUCAAUGCACUCAGUAACUUAGCUAGCCUUGCACCAGGAAAUUUCGAUAGCAUUGUGUCCACAUUGACCGGCUCGCAAACUAGUUCCUCCUCGGUCAUAUCAAAGCCUGAUACAGGUCUCCUACCGACUCCUUCGCUUCCAAAUCCUCUCAUGCAAACUUUUGCUAGUCCAUACGGCCAGUUUGCGUCUAAUCCUUUG